GUAAUUCACUAAUUCAUAAAUUGUCGUCAUUGUUUUUCUUUGAUAUGAACUUUAUCUUAUAUUACCUGUGAAUAUAAUUUUACCAAAGUUCAGUCUCAGGGGUCUUAUAUUUUAUGUAGGAAAAAAUGUAAAAAUCAAACUGAAGUUUUUCCAGAAAACACUUCAAAAUAAUUUGUUGUUUCACAUUCCUAAUUAUCCAUUUACAGUUAAAUAUAAUAAAGCAUAGGUUCGUUUCCAUGUCAAUAGCUAUAAUGUAAAAAUACUCUUCUUCUAUUAGGUUGUUUACUAUGUCUUUGGCUGAUACAACAGAAACAAAUACAGAUGAACACUUCUCCAGGGUGGCGUUAGCAAACAAUAGGAGGUCUACAGAAUGCAGGAGCAGCCCAGGCACGGGUGAUUUUCCAAGGAACAGUAAUGCUUCUGAUAAGAGUGUUGAUUAUAGCAGAUCUCAGUGUUCCUGCAGUUCAACUUCUCAUUAUGAUUAUUCAGAAGACUUUGUUGCUGAAUGUUCAGGAACAGCUAUUAAUACAAAUUAUUUAGAAAAGCCUGUGGCAAAAGAAAAAAAGGAAAAGAAUAAGUACAAUCUCUCUAAAAUCUCCCAACCUAAAGCUGAAGAAUCAAGGUUUACGUUGCCAAUGAACUGUAAAUACCUGUCUCAGCAUCCCAAGAAGAUGAUCUCCAAGUCUGGCCAGAAGGAAAUCUCAGUUGAAAGAAGGCACAAGUGGAAUGCACUAUUUUUAAGUUCUCAAACCAAUGUGAUUAACCAAAGAAGAGAUGCUCUGACUCGUCGCAUACUCUCAGCAAGGCUUCAUAAGGUUAAAGAGCUAAAAAAUGAGUUAGCUGAUAUACAUCGUAAACUGGAGACCACGGUCAUAGAAAACCAAUUUUUGAAACAACUUCAGCUCAGGCACUUGAAAGCUAUAGGAAAAUAUGAGAAUUCACAAAAUAAUCUACCUCAAAUUGUGGUUAAACAUCAGAAUGAAGUAAAAAACUUACGGCAGCUACUCAGGAAAUCCCAGGAAAAAGAAAGAACUGUAUCUAGGAAACUUAGGGAGACCGACAGUGAACUACUGAAGACUAAGGAUGCCUUGCGUGAACUGCAGAGACUUUCUGAAGACAAAAAUCUUGAGGAGAGAGAAGAACUUUCUCAAAGAUUGUCUAUUCUUACAACAAAAAUGGAGGCAAAUGACAAAAAAAUACAGAGCUUGGAAAAACAACUAGGGUUGAACAACAGAGCCUUUAACCGGCAGUUGGCUAUUGAGAAUCGGAAGACUUUAGCUGCUCAAACAGCUACGAAGGCUCUGCAAGUGGAAGUAAAACACCUUCAACAGAAACUUAAGGAGAAGAAUCGAGAGCUUGAAAUUAACAACAUCUAUACUAAUCGGAUACUUAAAAAUUUACGUGAUGGAGAUUAUCCAAAAGUCUCUUCAACAAAAUCAGUACAAGCAGACAGGAAAAGUUUUUUAUUUACAAGUAUGAGACACCAGGAAACCCAAAUAUCAGAAGAUGUUCCAUCUUUGACAACUAAGGGUAAAAAGACAAUAAUAGGGAACAUUGGUCUUAAAGAAAAAACAACUCCUCACUCUAUGAGUAAACUACCAAGACAAGAGGAAUCCAAGAGGAAACAGGAAGAUGUAUCAAAAGAAGAGGAACAUUUGGAAGUACAGCCACCUCUGGAGAAUACUGGAAAGCAAACAGAGAGAAAAGAGGAUCAAGAGAAGAAAAGUACUCCAGUGAAAGAAGAACAAGAACUGCCACCAAAAAGAACUCAAGUGAUUUGUUCUGAGAAAGAAGGCAAUCAGGAAGCUGAUACAGUGAAAGAAAAGUUUAAAAUAAGUCCACACAUAAAUGACGUGGAUGACAUACCUGAUAAAAAUGCUGCUCUAAUUACCGAAAUACCCUUCAGACAAAGAAAGCAUUAUUCAUUCACAGAAGCCACUGAAAACCUGCACCAAGGGCUCCCUGCGUCUGGCGGGCCAACCAAUACAGGCGCCAUGAGAUGCAGCCACAGCACCAGCAAGCAUCACAAUCACGUCCAAGGGCUGAAGCUAAAACAGUCUCUUAGUGAGUAUGAGCCUCCUUUUGCUAAGUUUCCCAAUACAAAAGCAAAUGAUACAGCUUUCAGGAACAAAAAGAGCUGUGUAAUGGAAGAACUCUUUGGAUCUGGUUGUAUCUUAAAACAUGACCAAACAAGUACCACUGUUAAUAAAGGGGCUGAGGGAACUUUGGAAGGCGAGGUGCAUCGUCUACCUCCUACUCAGGCCUCUGCCAGCAAUGCUUUUGGAGAUUCUAAAGUAACUGUGGUAAAUUCUAUUAAGUCAUCUACCCCUACAGAAGGAAAAAGAAAAAUAUUUAUUUAAAUAUAAUCAAUAUCCUAAUACAUUCUGUUUGGUAGUCUGGUUCUUAUGUACCUUUAGCUUUGUAAUUUAUGUGUGUAUGUGUGUGUUUCUGCAGUACUUAGGUUGACUUUGAAUGAUUAGUUUUGUUAUAUACUGCUAAUCAAAUGCAAAAAAAAUCUAUUGUAUAUUAGUCAAUGAUGACUUUCAAAUACAAAAUUACAUAUUUUUUCCCUGCAACUGAAACAUUUCCAUUAUCUUCCAGAAGACUGAUUUAUAACUUUAAUAUUCUAUGGGUUAGUCAACCCAAGAGACAUUUCAUACAUAUAAGCAAUCAAAAUGCACUGUAACUUCACAUGGAAGCAGCUUUGAAAGAGAACAAUAUGAUCAAAAGACUCUCUUUAAAAAGCAAAAGCAUAGUGAUUACCAAGCUUGGCUUUAUGAAAAUUAAAUAAUAUGAAUGUUAUUCAGCUACUAUCCUGCCUUAGGAGGUUACAUUUUCCUUGUAUUUAUGUAACAUUCAGCAUUUUUUAAAUUUACAGCUGUUGCACACCUAUACCUUAACCUUUUUUCUGUUAACUUUAUUCUUUAAAAAAAAGUGUAUCAGUAUAGUGUCCAUUCAAGGUAGCUGCUCAAUCCUAAUCAACAUAAUCAUUACCCUCAGAAUACUUUAUAUUAGGAGUAUACAAAUAGGGGCUGUACUCCCAAUGUUAGUUACCUUCACUCAGUAUUUCAAAGGGCAACUUAUUUAUAAUUUAGACCAUACUAAUUCCAAACAUGUUUACAGGUUGGUGUGUAUUACACACUUUUAAAAAUUAAGAAUGGUCAAAUAUUAACACACUCUUAAAAAUUAAGAAUGGUCAAAUAAACUUUUAAAAGGGAAAGUAAUUGUGGGAAAAGAGCUGUAUUUAAAACCAAAGUUGAGAUAAAUACUACAAUUGGCAUAAGCUUUGAUCUUUAUGAAAACCACAGUGGGGAUAAAAGAAGAAGAGGGAGGGAUAGAGUGAAAGGUUGGAAUCCCACUCACUAUAGGAGGAGAUAUGCAAAUGUAUGUCAAAUGACAUAAAUGCCUAGUUUAUAGGACAAGUCCAGUGUGCUACCUGCUUUUGCAAAUCGAAAUCUUCCUCAAUUUAUGAUGGAGUUAUGUCCCAAUAAACCCAUGCAUACCCUAGGCUGAAAACUCAUUUAAUGCAUCUAACCCACCAAACAUAGCUUAGCCUAGCCUACCUGAAACACACUCAGAACACUUACAUAAGCCUCCGGUUCGGCAAAAUCAUCUAACACAAAGUCUACUUGAUAAUAAAGUGUUGACUACCUCAUGUAAUUCACUGCAUACUUUACUGUAAGUGAAAAACGGAAUGGUUGCCAGCAGCCUAUGGGUUGUUUACCCUCAUAAUCACAUGCACCUCGCUGCCCAGCAUCACAGGAAAGGAUCAGACCAUGUAUUGCUAACCCAGGAAAAGAUCCAAAUUCAAAAUUCAAAGUAGGGUUUCUACUGAAUGCACAUUGCUUCACACCAUCAUAAAGACAAAAAAGUUACAUCAAGCCACCCAAGGUCAGGGACUGUCUGUAGUGGUUUGUUAACCGCUCUUCUGAUAAACUUUAGGUAGAAAGAAUGUGAUUUGAGAUAAGAGGUUUCAUAUACAAGAAAGUGGUAAAUGUGUAAUUCUGAACAGACAUUACUUUUAUACAAUCAAUCUCUUAACAGAAUUACAGAUAAGUACAGAAGAUACAGCUAAAGUACCAUAUAUAUAUCAAAUAAGUAUAUGACAACAGCAGCACAUACAUUGGAAAGCCUGAAGUUAAAGUGUUAUGAGGCUUAAGCUGAUGAAAAACAAACAUUAACUUUGAGCACUUAAGAACUUUGAAACAGCAGCAGCAGAGGAGCGUGAAAAAACAAAAGAAGGCAAUUGUAAGAUAAUAGAAAAUUUUAUUGGUCUGUGCCCCUGGCACAGGGCUUCUGAAACCCUUCUAAUUUCCUGGGUGACAGGUGUGUCUUUUCUAAUGUGGUGACUGGGUGGCUCCUGGAUGGGGGCCAGUCACCAGAAAGAAUAAGCCAUGAUUAGCUUGACGUUUUCAGCCCCACCCAACAUUCUCUUGAGAAGAGAGGGGCUGAAAACGGAGCUGAUGAUCAAUCAGGACUAUGUGAUAAAGCCUCCAUGAAAUUCCCAUAGCACAGGGCUCAGAGAACUUCUGGCUCGGUCUGCAUGGGUAGGGGCAGGGAGGCGGUACAUCUGGAAAGGGCAAGAAAGCUCUGAGCCCCCUCCCGCAUACCUGCCCCAGACAUCUCUUCCAUCCCAACGCUCAUCUGGAUCCUUGAGCAUACCCUUUUAGAGUAAACUGGUAAAUAGCGAGUGAACUGUUUUCAUGAGCUCUGUGAGUUGCAUUAGCAAAUUGAUCAAGCAUGAGGGGUGCCAUGGGGACUUCUGGUUUACAGUCAGAAGCCCAGGUGACAAUGUGGACUUACAGUUGGUGUCUGAAGUUGGGUGGGAGCAGUCUUGUGGCAUCUGAUGCUAUCUCCAGAUAGACAGUGUCAGAAUUGAGUUAAACUAUUGGAAACCCAGAUGGUGUCACAGAAAAUCGCUUGUUGUCGGGGAAAAACCUCCACUCAUUUGACGACCAGAGGUGUUAGAAGUGAAGUGCUGCGUGUGAGUGUGGUAGUCGAGUGAGACACACAGGAGAAACACAAGAGGAAAGAAGAACUGUUGGUUCUCCUAAAACAGCAGGAAAAGAGGAAACAAAAUAGAACAAAAACACAAAAUAAGAUGACAUAAAUAAAUCCAAAUGUAUCAGUAAUUUCAGUAACUAUGGGCUACAUGUUCCAGUUAAAAGACAAUAUAGAUCAGAUUUUUUAAAUAUAACCAUGUGCUAUUUAUACACCUAUCUAAGCCACUAAGAUACAAAAAGUUAAAGGGCAACAAGGUAAGCCAGGAAAAUACCGUCCAAGUGAAAGUUGGCAUCCUGCUGUAAAUACGUUAAAAAAAAAAGGAAAACCAAUAAAGUGUAUACUCCACCAGGAAGGUAAGAGUUCUGUAUAUGCAUUUAACAAUAACUUGAAAACAUAAAGCAAAAGUUAACAACUACGAGUUGAUAUCAAAGUGGGAGAUUUUUACAUACCUUUCUCAAUAAUGGACAGCUCAGCAAAUAAAAAAGCACCAGUAUAGAAAAAGAUUUGAAAAGACAGCUGGCAACUUUGACCUAAUAGACAAGGCCAUCCCAACAACUCAAAACCUGCAUUUUCCAUCACUUACAUUGCAUUUACAAAAAUUUUAUACUAGUAUGUUUCAAAGUUGAGAAGAAAUGGAUAAAUCUUACACUAAUAUGCCUAAUGUAACUUAAGAAUAUAAAAUGGAAUAACCCUAUAAUUACUAAAGAAACAAAUUAGUAGUUAAAAAUCUUCCAAUAAAAAUAAGAGAAAACCCAGACUUUUACCAGCAAGUCCGUCAUAUAUUUAAAGAAUAAUAUCUUAAUAUGUCCAGAAUAUAAAAAAAGAAAGAACAUUCUUCACCUCAUUUUUUAAGGCUUGCAUAACCUUGAUACCAAAACCAGAUAAAGAAAAAGACAAUAAUGCCCAUACUCAUCACUUCUAUUCAACUUUGUACUGAAGGUUCUAGCCAGAGCAUUAGAUAAGAACAAAAAUCA
Manis pentadactyla (Chinese pangolin) is the source of this 5978-nucleotide messenger RNA. It is a transcript of the gene LCA5L, whose product is annotated as lebercilin LCA5 like. Lineage: Eukaryota; Metazoa; Chordata; Mammalia; Pholidota; Manidae. Bases 288 to 2360 code for a protein of 690 amino acids. The record is from RefSeq and is a predicted model, not a curated record. Gene Ontology annotation, biological process: intraciliary transport. Gene Ontology annotation, cellular component: axoneme. The transcript has 8 exons.